This is a messenger RNA of Syngnathus typhle (broad-nosed pipefish), 7050 nucleotides long. RefSeq names its product voltage-dependent T-type calcium channel subunit alpha-1I-like. The coding region runs from base 8 to 6109 and encodes 2033 amino acids. Lineage: Eukaryota; Metazoa; Chordata; Actinopteri; Syngnathiformes; Syngnathidae. The record is from RefSeq and is a predicted model, not a curated record. The transcript has 37 exons. Gene Ontology annotation, molecular function: voltage-gated sodium channel activity; low voltage-gated calcium channel activity. Gene Ontology annotation, cellular component: neuron projection; voltage-gated calcium channel complex; plasma membrane. Gene Ontology annotation, biological process: calcium ion import; sodium ion transmembrane transport; membrane depolarization during action potential.
CGUUGCCAUGACGAGCGAGGAGGAGGAGGAGGAGGGCCCCUCGACGGUGGCGACCGGGGUCGAUGAUGUCAUUGACCCCUCCUCCCCACACCCGUACCAUCUGGAUGAGGAAGAAGAGGAGGAGGCCGACGACAUAGAGGAAGUGGACGAUGUGGACGGCAGCAGCGCCACCAGCGUGCUGGUGGUCCCGCAUCCCGAACUGGUCCCGGUGGUCUUCUUCUGCCUCAAGCAGACCACCUGCCCCCGCAGCUGGUGCAUCCACCUGGUUUCCAGUCCGUGGUUCGAGCGAGUGAGCAUGAUGGUCAUCCUCCUCAACUGCGUCACGCUGGGCAUGUACCAACCCUGCCAGAACACGGACUGCCCCUCCGACCGAUGCCUGAUCCUGUCGGCUUUUGACGCCUUCAUCUACAUCUUCUUCGCCCUGGAGAUGGUGAUCAAAAUGGUGGCGCUGGGAAUCUUCGGCCGGCGCUGCUACCUCGGCGACACCUGGAACCGCCUGGACUUUUUUAUCGUCAUGGCAGGCAUGGUGGAGUACUCGCUGGACCUGCAGAACAUCAACUUUACGGCCAUCAGGACGGUGCGUGUCCUGCGACCGCUCAAAGCCAUCAACAGAGUGCCGAGCAUGCGCAUCCUGGUCAAUCUGCUGCUGGACACGCUGCCCAUGCUGGGCAACGUGCUGCUGCUCUGCUUCUUUGUCUUCUUCAUCUUUGGCAUCAUCGGCGUUCAGUUGUGGGCGGGGCUGCUGAGGAACCGCUGCUACCCGGAGGAGAACUUCACGCUGACGACGGGCGUCCGCCUGCCGCAUCCGUACUACAUGGCGGACGAGGACGACGAGCGUCCCUUCAUCUGUUCCUUGCCCAUGGACAACGGCAUCAUGUCGUGCCGGGACGUGCCGUCGCGGCGCGAGGGCGGCCGCGCCUGCUGCCUGGACAAGGACGACGUGCUCCGCCGCCGCUCGCUGGGCCUCGGCGCCGAGCCUCCGCUCAACGGCUCGACGGGCCUGUGCGUCAACUGGAACCAGUACUACAGCAGGUGUCGCACCGGAUUCAGCAACCCGCACAAGGGAGCCAUCAACUUUGACAACAUCGCCUACGCCUGGAUCGUCAUCUUCCAGGUGAUCACGCUGGAGGGCUGGGUGGAGAUUAUGUACUACGUGAUGGACGCGCAUUCCUUCUACAACUUCAUCUACUUCAUCCUGCUCAUCAUUGUGGGCUCCUUCUUCAUGAUCAACCUGUGCCUGGUGGUGAUCGCCACGCAGUUCUCGGAGACCAAGCAGCGCGAGCACCAGCUGAUGCAGGAGCAGCGGGCGCGCUGCUCGUCCUCGUCCACGCUGGCCAGCGAGCCCGGCGACUGCUACGAGGAACUCUUCCAGUUCCUCUGCCACGUCCUCCGCAAAGCCCGCCGCCACGUGGUGGCCCUCUUCAACGCCCUGCGCGGCAAACCCCGGGGCUUCCGCGCCAGGGGCCGGCGCCCGGCGCAGGCCAACGGGAGGGGAGCUCGCCAGCGUCGUGACCUUUUGCCCCACGGUGAGGGCCCGGCGGCGGGCCGCCAUAAAACUAAGCACGCCCCCCGCGGCGAGCCCCCGCCGCUCCCCGCCGCGGACGAGGCGGGAGGCCAAGCGGGAGGCCAAGCGGGAGGCCAAGCGGACAGCUGCGAGCGCUGCGGGCGGCUGUGGUACGCCACCAGGAGGAAGCUGUGGGCCAUCGUGGAGAGCAAAUACUUCAACAGAGGCAUCAUGAUCGCCAUCCUCAUCAACACCAUCAGCAUGGGCAUCGAGCAUCACCAGCAGCCUGAGGAGCUGACCAACGUUCUGGAGAUCUGCAACAUCGUCUUCACCAGCAUGUUCUCCCUGGAGAUGCUCCUCAAAGUCACCGCCUUCGGCUCCUUCAACUACCUGCGCAACCCGUACAACGUCUUUGACGGCAUCAUCGUCAUCAUCAGCGUGUGCGAGAUCUUGGGCCAGUCUGACGGCGGGCUGUCGGUGCUGAGGACCUUCCGUCUUCUGCGGGUCCUCAAGCUGGUCAGGUUCAUGCCGGCUCUGAGGCGGCAGCUGGUGGUCCUCAUGAAGACCAUGGACAACGUGGCCACCUUCUGCAUGCUGCUCAUGCUCUUCAUUUUCAUAUUCAGCAUUUUGGGCAUGCACAUCUUUGGCUGCAAGUUCAGCCUGAAGACGGAGACGGGCGACACGGUGCCGGACAGGAAGAACUUUGACUCGCUGCUGUGGGCCAUCGUCACCGUCUUCCAGAUCCUGACGCAGGAGGACUGGAACGCCGUCUUGUACAACGGCAUGGCGGCCACCUCGCCGCUGGCGGCGCUCUACUUUGUGGCGCUCAUGACCUUCGGCAACUACGUCCUCUUCAACCUGCUGGUGGCCAUCUUGGUGGAAGGCUUCCAGGCCGAGGGCGACGCCAAUGGCUCCUAUUCCGACGAGCGCUCCUCCUCCAACUUUGACGAGAGCGACAAGCAGGAUUCCGUCAAAUUGUCGGAGCCCAGAAUCUGCAGCUUGACGCCAAACGGCCACCUGGAGCCAGAUGCCCCGGCGGGGUCCCGGGAGAGGCGGAGCUUCCCCGGCGGGUCCCGCAACAGCAGCGUGAUCAGCGGCGGCGGCAAGGGAAGCCUAGAGAGACGCUCCCUCUCGCUGCGACACGGUCGCAGUUCCAACUACCACAACUGGGGGCGCCCCUUCUAUCCUCAUUCUGCUUGGAGCCGCAGGUCCAGCUCCAACAGCCUGGGCCGCAGGAACUACUGCUUUGGGGCCCCUCUGGUGGGGGGUAGCCUCCGCGUUCACGGCACCCCCCGAGCGGCCGAGCAAGAGUCCCUCCUCUCUCGGCCCCCGCGUGCCCAGCAAGCUCCGCCUCCUCACGGUCCUCCCGCGGCCGGACUGUUGCUUUCCGGGCGGGAGCGCCGGGCCCUGUCCCUGGAGCUACCGGAGCUGGGGGGCCCACCGCCUCGCGCCGACUCCCGGAAGAGGAGCAGCAGGGGCUCUGUGACGGGGGCUUCCGGGACGGGGAGCGGCGGCGGGACGGAGCGCCGGGACUGUAACGGAAAGACUCCGGGACCUCACGGCCAGCUGAUGGUUGACGUUUUCCCGCAAGUCAACGCGCGCAAAGAACGAGCAGAUCUGGAUGAAGAGACGGACUAUGGUCUUUGUUUCCGGGCGCAGAAGAUGGCCGAGGUGUACAAGCCCGACUGGUGCCAAAGCCGAGAGGACUGGUCCGUCUACCUCUUCUCCCCGCAAAACAAGUUCCGGGCCCUCUGCCAGUCCAUCAUUGCUCACAAGCUUUUUGACUACGUGGUCCUGGUUUUCAUCUUCCUCAAUUGCAUCACGGUGGCUCUGGAGAGGCCCAGGAUCCUCCAAGGCAGCCUGGAACGGCUUCUCCUCACCCUUUCCAACUACGCCUUCACUGCCAUCUUUGUGGCUGAAAUGACUCUCAAGGUGGUGUCCAUGGGCCUGUACCUGGGCGAGACGGCCUACCUGCGGAGCAGCUGGAACAUCCUGGACGGCUUCCUGGUCUUCGUCUCGCUCGUCGACAUCGUGGUGUCCAUGGCGGGCGGCGCUAAAAUCCUCGGCGUGCUCCGCGUCCUCCGACUUCUGCGGACGCUGCGACCCCUCAGGGUCAUUAGCAGAGCUCCCGGUCUGAAGCUGGUGGUGGAGACCCUCAUUACCUCCCUCAAGCCCAUCGGCAAUAUCGUCCUCAUCUGCUGCGCCUUCUUCAUCAUCUUUGGAAUUCUCGGAGUUCAGCUGUUCAAAGGCAAGUUCUACUACUGCGUGGGGCCGGACGUGAAGAACAUCACCAACAAGUCGGACUGCCUGGCCGCCAGCUACCGAUGGGUGCAUCACAAAUAUAACUUUGACAAUCUGGGCCAGGCUCUGAUGUCCUUGUUUGUUCUGGCCUCCAAAGACGGUUGGGUGAACAUCAUGUAUCACGGACUGGACGCGGUGGGCAUCGACCAGCAGCCGGUGAUCAACAACAACCCGUGGAUGCUUCUCUACUUCAUCUCCUUCCUGCUCAUCGUCAGCUUCUUUGUGCUCAACAUGUUUGUGGGCGUGGUGGUGGAGAACUUCCACAAGUGUCGGCAACACCAGGAAGUGGAGGAGGCCAGGCGGCGCGAGGAGAAGCGCCAUCGGCGCAUGGAGAAAAAGAGGCGCAAAGCCCAGAAGCUCCCUUACUACGCCUCCUACGGGCCCACUCGACUGACCAUCCAUACUUUGUGCACCAGCCACUACCUGGACUUGGUCAUCACCUUCAUCAUCUGCAUCAACGUCAUCACCAUGUCGCUGGAGCACUACACCCAACCUCAGUCUCUGGAGACGGCGCUGAAGUACUGCAACUACUUCUUUACGUCCACCUUUGUCAUUGAAGCCACCCUGAAGCUGGUGGCCUUUGGGUUUCGACGUUUCUUCAAGGACAGGUGGAACCAGUUGGACCUGGCCAUCGUUUUGCUGUCUGUGAUGGGCAUCACGUUGGAGGAGAUUGAGAUCAACGCCUCCCUCCCUAUUAAUCCCACCAUCAUCAGGAUCAUGAGGGUGCUCAGGAUAGCAAGAGUGUUGAAGUUGCUUAAAAUGGCCACCGGGAUGAGAGCUUUACUGGAUACUGUCGUCCAAGCUCUGCCUCAGGUUGGAAAUCUGGGCCUGCUGUUCAUGCUGCUCUUCUUCAUCUACGCUGCUCUCGGCGUGGAGCUCUUUGGAGAGCUGGUCUGCAACUUUGACUAUCCGUGCGAGGGCAUGAGCCGUCACGCCACCUUUGAGAACUUUGGAAUGGCCUUCCUCACGCUCUUCCAGGUCUCCACGGGCGACAACUGGAACGGCAUCAUGAAGGACACCCUCCGCGAGUGCCCGCCGGGGCGUCCGAGCAGCGACUACGGCUGCCACGCGGGGCUCCAGUUCAUCUCUCCGUUGUACUUUGUGUCCUUCGUGUUGACGGCUCAGUUUGUCCUCAUCAACGUGGUGGUCGCCGUGCUCAUGAAACACCUGGACGACUCCAACAAGGAGGCGCAGGAGGACGCCGAGAUGGACGCCGAGAUCGAGCUGGAGCUGGCCCAGGGCGGCCUGUGCUGCAUGAUGGGAGGCAUCGGGGCCAUCGCGGGGGCCACCGGCGCGGUAGGCGCCGCCGCCGUCGGGGACCCGGGCGGACCUUCCGUGGCGGGGCCAAAGGACGCAGGGUCUGGCGGCGCUGCUCCUCAGGACGGACACACCAACCACAGAUGUCGACUUUAUUCUCCUGCUCAGGAGAGCCAGUGGCUGGACAGUGUUUCUCUGCUGAUUAAAGACUCGAUGGAAGGGGACAUGAUUGACAACCUGUCUGGCUCUGUCUUCCAUCAUUACUCUCCUGUUUGUAAAGACUGUGACGGGCACACACACGAGGUCCGUCUGGCGGAGGUGGAGCAGACCUCACUGAUGUCGGAGCAGCUGUCUGACAAAUCAUCGUCUACAGCGCUGCCCGAUGACCUCAGCCUGGAUGAACACGCCGGCUACCAGAUGCUGAUCGGAGGAAGCCAGGGUGGCAGCAGUGGCGGCGACUCCCACAGUUCAGGUGAGUUGCCAAACCAGGGGCAAUACGAGGGGCUCCCUGGUUCUGCUCCUUCCGGAGGAGAAGCCAAAGAGGAAGCGGUGCACCAGCUUUUCCAGACCAGCGUCUGUCCGCCCUCAGUGGAACGACAAAGCCCGGCGCAUUGCACAGGUGAGCGCCUCGGCGGCGUGGACGGAGGCCUGGGCUCUUCGCCGCUCUUCUACCUCCCGGCUGACUUCUUUCACCCUGCCGCCGGCCCCGGAGACGGGCCUCCGUCCCGCUUGGCCUCCUGGGCGUCCCUCCGCUCACCCGGAGCAAACAACGGGUCCACGCGCUCACGGCACCCGUCCCAGAGCGACUCGUCAUCGGCCGCCGGCAGUCCCGAAGGGAGGGGGGCGGCGCUCCAGGAAGGCCUCGGCAUCUCUCCACCUCGGGGUCACCCAUCCAAUGUCACCCGGGUCCAAAAUGAGAAGUACGACUCUACUCCCCACCUCCCGCCCACGAAAGGACUCCACCACCCCCAGCAGGAUGAAGAGGCGGGCCUCUCGCUGAGCCGUCAGCAGCUGGAAAGGGACGCAAACUCCCGCAAAAACAGAUGAAAGCUUUUUCUCCUCCCAUCGUGUCAGAACCCGUUCUGUGAUGACCCAAUUCUCUCGUCUUUGAACCGUCUGCUCUCCGUCACUCGACCGCUCGGGAUCGGUCGUCGAAAGCGCGACCUGUCUUUGCCCAUUCGGGGAAAUCGGGCUCCGGAAGAUGACGGGGGAAAAUGUCGCCGAAGCUUCUAGGACCUCCUGCCGACGCUCGUUGGAAGGGGAAGAACCGCCUCGUGGCCGGUCCACGGUUUUCUGGUGACAACAGCAUUGACCGACGAGUGCAUUCUGUCGGGUCUGGGACAUUACCAGGUUCUGUUCUGCGAUCUUGUGUGUGCUGAGCUUUCCAGCCUAGUUUGACAUCUUUUGAAAGGGGUCAUGUUAUGGAAAUUGGCUUUGGCAUCAAUUCUGAUCACCUGAUAAAAGAUAAGCAGAGCUGCAAUGUUGUUGGAUGCACAAAUGAAAAAAGUGCAAAGAUAUAGAUAGAUUUUUUUUUUUGCUGAAAAUGACCAAACAGCUCAUCUGACUCAGGUCUGCCGACGUGUAGCAAGAGAACAAAGCAAAUCAACUACGGCAAGCGGCGCCGAGCAAACUCUGACUCCGCUUUGCCUUGUCCGUUGUUCCCGUUGGCGGGUCGGGUCCGGUACAGAGUCCGGCGUUUUUUUUGUGCGAGCCGUACAUGUAUGCAUGACGCGGAGAUGUGUUUUCGUAGCGGAGACUUUGCAAGUAUUCAAUAUUGUACAGCAUCGAGUUUGCCUCCACCACGUUGGAGAUAUGCAAUACGUCCUUGUAGUAGAGCUCGGUCGGGGAAUGGAGAUCGUAUUUAUGUCAUUGGCUUCAAAUGGCAGACUGAAAGGUCACAGAAAGGGUGGCAUUGUUACAUGUCAUGUGUAGCCCCCAAAUUGCAUGUGCCGUUCUGUUUUCCUGAAUGUCAUUCUGGUCUCGUAUAA